AUGGCCGCCGUCCGCGCGUCGCCGCUCGGCGCCGUCGCGUCGCGCGCGAACCCGCGCGCGCGCGCUUCUUCGAUGGUCGGAGGACGCCCGCGAGUCGUCGUCGCGAUCGCGAGACCCCGGGCCUCGAACCGUCGCCGCGUCGCGAGCGCGUCCGCGGACGCGUCGUCCUCCUCCGGCGCGCUCGCGGUCUCCUACCGGACCGACGCCGACGGCGCCGUCGUGUAUCGAUUCGGCGGCGAAGGCGACGACGACGACGACGACGACGCGUCGCGACGCGCGCGCGGAGAAGGUGAAGACGAGCGCGGAUCAUCCGACUUUGAGAUCCUGCGCGCCGCGGACGGCAGCGUCAUGUUCCGGUUCGCCGACGCCGCCGCGGACGCGUCCGCGGCGGUGAACAACGUCGUGACGCGCGUGGAGGACGACGUCGCGGCGACGGCGACGGCGACGGCGGCGGCGGCGGCGGCGGCGACGGCGACGACGACGACGACGAAGUCCUUAAGGAACGGCGUUCACCACGCGAACGCGGUCGUACGGGAACCAGUCACGACGACGGUCGGGGAGAAGGCGGAGGAACGACAAAAAAUAUCCGCCGGAAAAACCGCCGCGGCGGGCGCCGUCGCGGCGCCGCCGCCGGCGCGGCCGCCGCCUCGCGGCGGCGGGUCCGCGGACGCGCUGCGACCGCUCCCGCCCGCGCUGCGGCGGAUGUCGGAGCUCGGCGUGCGGACCGUGCUCGACGGCGUGGAGUCGGCGUUUGAAACCGUCAGGCGCGUUCUAUCGUCGCGCCGGUUCCCGUUCGUGCGCCGGUCCCCAUACGACCGCGUUCGCGUUGUGAACUUCAUUCCUUAA
Molecule: messenger RNA, 846 nt
Organism: Micromonas pusilla CCMP1545
Lineage: Eukaryota; Viridiplantae; Chlorophyta; Mamiellophyceae; Mamiellales; Mamiellaceae
Exons: 1
Coding region: 1-846 (281 amino acids)
Source: RefSeq, a predicted model, not a curated record